AUGCUAAGCGAGAAACUGUUGGACUGUCUAAGCGGUGUAGAGGUUAACCUGAUGACAACAAAUCGUCAUCGAUUGGACACCUUAACCAAAUCGACGAUGGCUGGUCUUUUACCAGUGGAACCCAGUUUGUGUGGUUUAGUCUUGAGACCAGUACGAUCGCAAGCCAUACAUUUCUGUAAGAGAAAGAGGCAGUCAGCCUCUUUGUGUUCAGCAUCUCCACAUCUGCAGCACGAGCCGGUGAGGUCGGGGCCCUUGCAGCAUUCAUUGGAAGUGUCCAAAACCAUAACAUCGAACGCAGACCACGCGGACGUAAGUCACCAUUACUUAAUAAUAAUUGGUUUGCGUUAUAACAUAUGCAUCAGUUAUUCCACUUUCUUUAUUGUGAAAAUUCUGUAUAACAAAAUAGAUCUCUUCGAACAUUACGAUUCGUUAUAAAGAGUUUUCAUUGUAUAUUUUCCUUUAACUUAUUUGAAUACGUUUACAAGAUUACAAUGAUCAAAUCAUUUAAUUUUUUAUAAAAUAUAUAAGAUAUUAUAAUAAAAUGUAAACAAGAUGUUAAAAGCUUUAUGAGAUUNAAUCAUAGAUAGAAAAUUGAAUUGAAUACCAGGGUAUUUGAUAAGCUGAGAGAUUUAAAAAAAAAACCACCUGAGGCAAUUUACAAGUGUUAAUUGACAUUAAGAAUAUAUUUUUCAUUUUAAAAAUUUUAAUUUACCCUAUUUAUGAUAUUUAGGAUGUACACAAUUAAUAGAAUUUCGGUUAAAUAUACAAAAAGAAUGUUGACAACUAAAAAAAAAAAAUAUAGAAAAACAUAUACAUUUUAAAAUGUAAUGGUAUUACUAUAAUAAAAAAGGUAUUUAAAUGUAGAAUUUUAAAAAAUAAAAAAAAUCACUAUACAAUGUACAAUAAAAAAUUCAUAAAUAUAAUAUAAGUUGACAUUUUGAUGCAUGUACAAAAAUUAAUCAUUGUAAAUAUAAUAUAAGUAAACUAACUCAUAGAUUUACAUCAUUUAUUUAUUUUUUUGAAGAAAAUUUAACAGUACUUUGGCGAGAUUUGCCAAUGUAGUAAGUAAAGACGCGUAAGUACUGUUAACAAAUGUUAUAAUUAAAUUAAAUUAAUAAUAUUUUAUUCGAACAAAGUAUGUACAGUAAAACCUCACUAUAACGGAAUCGUUUGGGACAAAACAUUUUUCCAUUAUAAAGAGGAUUCCGUUUAAUAGAGGGUCCGUUAUAGAGAGGUUUCACUGUAUAACGACAACAUAAAACGAACAAACGGAAUGUGCUAGUGAGCAUGUGCUUGAGAAACGAUCAAAAGAACAAACAACUAAGACCGGAAUGACGGGAGCUCGAACGAUGAUGAGAGUGAUGGUGACAAUGUGAGGCGUGGCCAAUGUCUAGACAGUGCGGUCCUCCGUUGGGGAGAAAUAGUGUACUGUCACAGUACUAUUGUCUAGUAUUAUUUUGGGUCGUUUGAUUAUGGUAAAUAUAGUUCGUUGAGAUAAAGAAAAUUUUGAUUUAGUCUCUCAAUUUCUAUAUUAUAAAUUGGAUUUUCCCCUAAAUCUAAAGUCGUUAUACUUUUUAAGUGGGAUACAUUAGUAAGUUCAGAUAUAUUAUUGCCCCCUAAAAGAAGAACUUUCAAAUGUUCGUUAUAGUCCAAGUUUUCUAUUAAAUCAAUGUUAUUAUUUCUCAGGUCUAAGAUUACAAGUUUUCUACAGUCGUAUAAAUUUUGUAUCCUAGUUAAAUUAUUGCAAGAUAAGUUCAAAUGUGUUAUUUCGGUGAGUUUUUUUAAGUUUUUGAUUUCUUCUAUUUUGUUGUUUAUAAGAAUUAGUGUUUUGAGAUUAAUAAGUUUGUCCAAGUUUUGUAUUACACUAAUAUUAUUAUUAGAUAAAUCUAGUUUUCUGAGGUUAACUAGUUUAUCCAAUCCUCCUAUGGUUUGUAUUUCGUUAUUAGACAAGUUGAGUUCUGUUAGCUCAGUCAAGUUGUCCAGGUUUUCUAUUUUAGUUAUGUAAGAGUUACAUGAAAGAUCUAGAGUUGUGAGUCUCACUAAAUGGUCAAUGUUUUUUAUGCGAGUUAAUGUAUUGAAAGAUAGGUCAAGGUGUUCUAAGUUAAAAGGUAAAUUUUUAUUUAUGGUUUUUAUGGUGUUAUUUGUUACUUCCAAAGUUUUUAAAUUAAACAAGUAUUUUAGGUUAGGUAUGUGACUUAUUUGGAUUUGGUUGAGAGUUAAAUGUUUAGUGGAUCCGUUAAAUACCAGUCUUUUAUAUUCCAAGUUAACUCCAGUUAUAGUUAGUCCUAUAUAGUUGAAAUGUUUUUUACAUUUUAAUAAGUAGUUAACUUGGUUUAAGUUAUCGAGUGUUAGGCUGCCAUAGUCAAAUUUUAUAAGUUGUAAAUUCAGUGCAGUUAUCAAGUUUAUAAUAUCAUUGAAGUUUAAGAAUUUUGUUAGGUCAAUAUAUGUUGUGCAGAUGACUUGUUUGAAAGUUAAUGUUUUUUCCUUUGUGUGCAGAUGAUCUGUAAAAAAAAAAACAGAAUUUAAAAUUAAAAAUAAAUCUUUUAUAUUCAACAUUGAAAAUAAAUUUAAAAAAAAAAAAGCUGAUAAUGGAGACAGGUGUGCUACUAAAGUAGGUGGAAAUUCGGGAAGAAGGAAUAGAGAAGAAUUUAAUGUAUUUUGGUAUGCAACGAUUAAUCAUUACUAACGAAAAAAGUUUCUCAGCAGAUUUCGGUUAUACAUAUUUUAAAAGGCCAUAAUAUUAUGUUAUGUGAGCAUAACAUUCCAAUAUUAUAACUGUAUAGUUAUUUAUUAUUUAUAUCAUUAUUAAAAAUGUAACUAAAAGACUCAAAUAUGGCCGAAUACUUGGUAUUUUACAAAAAGUAAAUAAUUAAAUAAAUAUAACGGAUCGAUCGCUAUUCGAGAGGGAUACAAGCUUAUCUACAAGCAAAAUAAUUUAAAAUGUGUAAAAUAUAACAGAAUUCCAUGCCAUCUGCUGCGGUCCUUUGAGGACACUGCCGCCUCAGUCAUACUAUUUAUAUUAUCUUAUUUUCACAAUUCGAUUAUUAAUUAUUUUAUAUCGGCAUCGACGCGAAUGCCAUCUGUUCCGUCUUUUUAAGCACACAAAUUCCAGUAGUUUUCUAUUAUUUGAAAUCAAUCUAUAUCCGAUCCAUUACCUUCAUUUAGAAAAUUUAAAUAUAAUUCAAAUAAAAUUAAGCAAUAGGUAUACAACUUCAAUCGACCCUUUGAUGAUACCGCCUUGUCAUCAUUCUCUCGCACUAUAUACCAUUAUAAUUAUUUCUAUACAAAUUUCAAAUCAACACAUAACGCUAUUUUUUUUUAUGGUUGACCUUUUUUUGGCUUAUUUAAACACAUCAAAUUUGACGGUUUUUUCAAUUGAAAAUGAAGCGUAUUGAUCCAUCGAAAAAUCCCAAGAUGAUCACUCUGUCGAGAAUUCUGCACACAGCAACAACUACGCUCCACCAACUUCUUUCAAGGUUCUCUCUCGAAUAGCUAGCUCCGACUUUUAGCAGCUAUAAUCACUCAUGAUCGAUUUAUUUAUUAAUUUACUUUGUAAUUCAACCUUUUACUUUCCUAAUUUAAAUAUUAUCAUUUUUUAUCUGAGUGCACACAGGUGCUAAGUGUUAAUUAAUUAAAUUAGUUUAUCCUAAUUAAAUUGUGAUUUCCGUCCAAUGACUCCAGUUUCACGUGAAGUUAUCCAUAAGUAUAUACCCUAGCGUUCCAACACCGUGGGCAGGUAAUAAUUAUAUUUUUCUUUAUUUAUCGAUUUCGUCACCAUUCUCGGAUUUACGAUUCCGAAUCCCUUUCAAACAUCGGAAGGAAGGUAGUAAUAUAACUAGUAGGCUGAACUUUUAUUAUAAUUAAAGAUAAAUCAUUCUUUGUAGUACCAAAACCUAGAUCAAUUAUUUUAUACUUUAUAAUAAUAUAUAUAUUUAUACGUACUCCUUUAUAUUUUGUUCUUUGUAGAUACUUCUACGUAAUAUCCUAUCAUUUCAAAUAUAUUUGUCUUCUAUUACUAUAUUUAGUGUUUUUAUUCUACUACUGUCUCACCCCCUAACCACGACUUUAUAUUUUUCCCCCCUAACACCUUUUUAUUCCCCCCUUUUUAUUUUUCCUAUUUUUUGUAUUACUACACAAGAUAAAUAUUAAAUACUAAAUAUUUAGACUCUCUUGUAAAAUAAAAAUUAAACAUGAAUACUGAUACUUCUAUAAAAAACCACCUAUGAUUUUUUUGAUAAAAUUAAUAAAAUUAAUAUUCAGCUAGGUUACAAAAUUAUUUCUGUUGACGUCAAAAAUUCAUAUUCUUCCAUUCCUAAACACGAAACAGUAAAAUUUUAAAAAUAAACUUAUACAUAGUAAUAAAUUUAUACAGACGAAGUACAAGAAAUCAUUCAACCAAUAAAUGUAAUUACUAAUCAUAACUAUUUCCAAUAUAAUAAUAAAUUAUAUUAUCAAAAAGAUGGGUUAGUUAUGGGUGGUCCUUAAGUGCUCUUUUAUCUGAAAUUUACAUGCAAAAUUAUGAAACCAAUACAAUUAUUAACAACAAAAUAUAAAGUUCAUAUAUAAAAGCAAGAUAAUAAAUUUAAUUUUAGUAUUUACAGGAAACCUACACAAAUCGAUGCUAUAAUACCACAUGAUUCUGAUCACCCUUAUUCUCAAAAAAUAUCAUUUUUAAUUCAAUAUUCUAUAGGCUUUAACGUAUUCCAUUGAAUAAACAUAAUUAUCAACAUGAGCUCAAUAUUAUCUAUAAUAAAGCAUAUACAAAUAAUACAUUAAAUUUAAAUAUUAUUAAAACAAUUCAUAAACGUAUUAAAGAAAAAAAAAUACACAACUAAUGUUGAUAACCAUUGUAGUAUGAAGUAUUAAAAUAAUAUGUCUAUCGAAUUUGCUAAAAUUAAUACAUAAAAUGUAAAAAUCGCUUUUAAUACUAAUAAUAAUUUUAUCAAACAUGUAAACAAUAAAACUAAAAACAUUAUAAAAAUGCUCUCUUCUUCUGAGAACACUGGCAUAUAUAAACUCAAAUAUAACUGUAAUACAUUUUGGAUAAGUAAGAAAAAUAGAAAUUUUAAAAUAAGAUACACAUUAAUGAUAAAGAACACAUUUCGGAAAUAAAAUUAAAAAAUAUUGCCCUUAAUUCAAAUUCGCCAAACCUGUUUUAGAAAAUAACCAUAAUAUAAGUUUUGAUAUUAAUAUAGACUUAGAGAUAUUAAAUGCCCAAAAUAACAUUUACAUUAAUUCAGUUUUAGAAUAAUUACAUAUACAAUGAAACAAAGAAAAAUAAUUUUAAUAAUAUUUUAAAAGUACAAACCGAUUUUAAAAAUUACAUCUUAUAUCAAUACAUUUUAGAUAAAUAAUAAUAAACAAAGAAUUUAUAUUUCUUAACAUAUCUAUGUCUUAUAAUAACCUAUUUUUAAAUAAUCUCUCCUAUUGAAAUAAAUUAUUUUUAUGUAAAAUACUAAUUUGUAUACUUUUUUUAUAUGUAUUUAUUAAUUUCAUUAUUUAUAUUCAGUCGCGUUUUACAUUGUAGUAGAAAAAAAAAUUUAAAUGGUAGAGAAAAGAGGGAACAGAGAAAAGGAAUAGAAGGAGAGGGGUAUAGGAAAUAGUAUAGGGUUAUACGGAGGUUAUAUUAGGUUUAUUUUUCAAUUUCUUUUUUAUAUAUACUAUUACAAUGCAGUUGUAUGCUUUAAAUAAAUCAAAAAAUUAAAAUUAAUAUAAUAUUUUAGUAUAUCAUAAUAACAUGAUGGAUUUUUGAUUCUUAUGGGAAGUUUACUAUAUAUAAUUAUAGUUAUUACGUUGUUGAUAUAAUUUAACUAUCUUGAAGGAUAAGUUAAAAUGACGAUUUGGAUGUUGAUCGUAUUUAUUAAAGGAAUGAUUUGAAAUCGUGUCAUGGGUAUUUAAUAAUAUUGCAUUCUUGUGGAUAAAGACGUUAGGUAGGUACUUUUCUUUUUCUUAUUAAAUGGAAAAUUAAGGAUUAUAUAUUGAAAUCUAAAAUCUAUGACAAAGAUAAAAGAAGAAAUGUUUGAAUUUGUAAAUAUUAAUUCUAAAUUCACAACGUUAAUAUUUUUGUGUUUGUUGCUUUCGGUAUAAUGUAAUAUAUAUGGUUUGGGAUAAAUAUAUAUUAAGUGUAAUAAUAUAAUGUUUGUAAAAAUGGUAUUAAUACACUAAAUAUAUUUACAAUUUGGCGUGUGUAUUAUUUAAUGUUGUCGUCGGAAUUUUGUUUGACCAUUUAAUUGUAUUACUUUUUAUUAGUGUACCAUAGUACCAAUUCGUGCCGUUAUCUAAGUUAUAUAGUACUAUGACUCGACUCUAGGCAAUAAACGAAACCGUUUGUAUUUUUACCCGAGUAUAUAAAUGUAUCGAAAUCAUAUGAAUUAGCUAGGGUGGCGAGUUGAUCGCUACGCCACGAAUAGGAUAGAAUAGAAUAGAAAUAAAAAGAAAGAGACAGGGAAGAGGGAAAUUAGUGAUGGGACGGGGUAAUGUAAGUAUCGGUGUAAAUAUUAUAUUAUCGUACGUGGAUCCACUACUUUACAAACAACACUAAGAGUGAAAUAAUCUUUCGAACCCAAGGGUGAGCGGUAAGGAGGUGUGUGUGAUGGUCGACAAUUUUGACCUAACGCGGACUUUACGUUGCCACUAUAAGCGGACGACCAAAUCUGAUACUAUGACUCAAUACAGUGUACAAUAUAUGUAUAUUACGUUAUAUAAUAAAAUCACAACGUAUUAUAUGGGAUAUCAUUGUGUAUUGUGUCCGAAGACCGUCCUAAUCUGUGUAAGUGUGUGUUUAAAUAAAUGUGUAAAUGAAAAUUUUUUAUAUAUAAAUAACACGUCCUGACUGACUGAUCCAUUAUCGCUUAGCCCAACCUACUGAACGGAUUUGGCUGAAAUUUGACACACAGAUAACUAUUACGACGUAGGUAUCCGCUAAGAAAGGAUUUUUUAAAAUCCAACCCCUAAUGGGAUAAAAUAGGGGUUUUAGGUAUGUUUGGUACGAACAUCUAAUUACUUUUUUAUUUAAGGGUUACUUUAGUGUUACGGAAAAUAAAACUAUUAUAAUUAUUAUUAUUACGAUUCAAACUACAUAAGGUAAUAUUGAUAAAUCUUGAACUAGGUACAACAACAUUUAUCAAUAUUUUAUAUUAUCAUUCGGGUUUGGAUUUAUAUGUAGUUAUCCUAGGACGUCUUUUUAUUUUUUAAACGGAUGUUUUCAAUAACGAAAAAGAAACGUUAACUUUAAUAAUUACUUCAUUGAAUUGGUAACGAAAAAUAAUCAUAUUUUUGAAAAUAAAAACAAAUACUAUAUUAUGGAAAGGUAAGCAAAAAUUUUGAUUUUGAUAUUCAAAAUCGUUUCCUGAAAUUCUGGUCGUCAUAAAUUUCAAAACAAUUGGUUCUUUCAUUGAAGAUUCUCAGGCGUUAUUGCAUUGCGAUAACUUUUUCAUCGACUUCGUCCAAAUGAUAAAAUAUUAUUUUCCAAGCCAUUAUUACCAAAAUGUAUAGGUACUGAAUUACUUGAAAUGAAAUAGCGUGGCCUCGGAAAUGCAGACGAAAAAUUAUAUUAAAUGGUAACACAAAAGUAGAAAAAAGAUAUCAUGGUCUUAUCAAGGAGUUAAGUCGUUUACACUCAGAAAUACUGGGGGUUAAAUAUGAGAGUUUCCAUUAACUUAGUAUUAAUACGGGUUAUCGGUAACUCACACUUUAACUCUUGAUGGUGAAAUCAGCCAUAAAAGUACUAAAAUAUUUUACAAUAAUGAAUUAGGUAUCUACCCAAUACUAUAAUAUGAGUACAUUAUAUUUGUAUUACCUGUUGUUGAAUUGCUACCGCGGUGGGACAUGGCCUGUACGAUUGGAAGGCUUUCGAGUGACAAAGCAGAUGACAUUUUUAAAGCAAAUUAGGUAAUAAGAACGAUAAUACACAAAACAGGUAAAAACAGUGGCAAGAAGCGAUAGAUAAAAACGAUGAUGCGAUAGUUACUGGAAAACUGCUCGGCUUAAAGAGGGAGACAUAUUCUAAUCAAAAAGUGAUACUGAAAUAUGAUGGUAGCGUGGAUAAGGGUAGUGGUUGUUAUGAGGGUGGUAGUUGUGGUGGUGGUGGUGGUGGUGGUGGUGGCGGCAGUGUUUUUGCCGCUCUGUUUGUGGCUCUGAAUGGUAACGGAAAGAACCAUGGGGAUGUCCUGUUGAUCGAUUUACUCUUAUCCCAACAAAAUAAUAAUUUCAUUAUCAGUAUGUAA
Messenger RNA from Cinara cedri, 8225 nucleotides. The record is from the annotation of a GenBank genome assembly. Lineage: Eukaryota; Metazoa; Arthropoda; Insecta; Hemiptera; Aphididae.